Molecule: messenger RNA, 897 nt
Organism: Ectocarpus siliculosus
Lineage: Eukaryota; Phaeophyceae; Ectocarpales; Ectocarpaceae
Source: the annotation of a GenBank genome assembly
CCACAGCAACAGCACACCAGGCGGCGAACCUCGGGCGGGAGGUUGGGCGCCGAAGGCGACGGCAGCCGGCGAUCGAGGUCCACGUCCCCUGUGCCCGGCUCAAGACGGCAGCGGCCCGCGUCCUCGCCGUCCGCCGCCGCAGCCGCCGGUGGUACGGCGCCGGGAGUUCAACGCUCGGCGGCGUCUUCGAGGAUGGCCACUGCACGGACCGGCGGCAGCGCGAAAGGGGAACCGUCGUCCAACGUGGUGAGGGCCGCAGAUAGGGAGGUGUCAGCGUCCGCAAGCCGUGGUGUUGUUGCCGGUGCCGAUGAGUCAUGGGCCCGGGAGGCGCCAGCGGUGGGGGAGAGAAACGCGCACGGCCAAGGUGCUUCGGGCUCGGUGGGGACCCCUCGGGCCGGGGGCGAGGAGGAGAUGGCGGUGUCGGGGAAGUCGUCUGGGGGACCCGCCGCCGCCGCUUCGCAACGCCUACAGCAGCAGCAGCAGCAGCAGCAGCAGCAGCAGCAGCAGCAGCAGCAGCAGCAGCAGGAGGGCGGGAUAAUUAGCCGCGUGAAGGGCAUGCAGGACCGCGCGGGACGAACUCAGGCGAAGCUUCACGCCUACAACGCUGUGCUGCUCAGGGUGAAAAGUCUGCACGCCUGGAGCGACCCUGGACGGACCAAAGUCUGGGCGGCCGCUGUCUCGCUUCUGGCAGCGUUGCUCGCGAUCGUACCAGCGAGGUAUACGUUUGCGGCGUUGGUGCUGUUCCUAUUCACGGAGCCUGUCCGUCCCAAGACAAAGAACAUCGCCGAGCUUCUGCUGGAAGACUUUUGGGAAGGCUUGCCUGUCGAGUCCGGGACGCACACGAACGUGCGCAUGGCGGCGAUCUAUAGCCGGCAUGACUCAAGAUGGAUGGACUGA